GUGGCGUGGACGAUCCUGGCGGCACGAGAGAGAGAGAGAGAGAUGGAUAUAUAUUAAUUUUAUAGUGACAUAAAUCUAAAAGAGACACAGAAAGCGAAGCUUUAACGCAGUUUGCCCUCUUUCAUCCCGUAUCUUUGAUCUUGAUCGUUGGUGACCUUCCAUUUUCUUCAACUGUGUAGCUGAGACAGAUCAUUGUAGGAGCCAUGGUACUUGACAGCGUGAUAUCUUCUCCUCAUCGAAGAUCACAGAAUCAGAGUGUCUUUUCUUCACCAACAAUUAGGAAACAAUUCCAAGCACGGGAUGAAUUAGGGAGCUGGUCAACACUCUUCCAGAGGCACCGUUUCCUUCUAACAGCUCUUGUCCUCCUGGCUGUCCUCUGCACUGUUUAUCUCUAUUUCGCUGUCACUCUAGGGGCUACUGGGUCCUGUGCUGGGUUGACAGGUACUGAAAGAGAUUUGUGUCGUUUGGAGCUCGAAAAAUCUUCUGCUUCCAAGGGAAAAUUAAAAUUCUUUUGAUAACUAGGUGAUAAAUUAUAAUCCAUCAACAGCAUUAUCCUUUUUAGUAAUUUCCCCCCUUUUUGUUUUCCUAGUUGGCCUGAGAAGAGGGUAGGGUUCAGGUUGGGUUUCAUAAUUUGGAUAUGUAGUUUCUCCUAGCAGGGCUGUAUUGGUAAGGACAUUUGUCCAGUUAUAUAUGUGAAAUUUCUCUAAGUUGUAUAACCACAACAAUUAUAUUUAUUGCGAGGAAACAAAAAGAAAAAAAAAUAAAAAUCUGUAGCUUUGGAGAA
This is a messenger RNA of Malania oleifera, 784 nucleotides long. RefSeq lists its product as uncharacterized. Lineage: Eukaryota; Viridiplantae; Streptophyta; Magnoliopsida; Santalales; Ximeniaceae. The transcript is spliced from 2 exons. Bases 204 to 515 code for a protein of 103 amino acids. The record is from RefSeq and is a predicted model, not a curated record.